UCCCUCCUCUUCUCAAAAAUAUCAGUGAACCUUGAGACUAAGGUUAAUGAAAACUGAAUCCGAAGAUUCUGGCUCUCUCUACGAUCAUGAUCGUGCUGUCCUUGAAAAACUAGGCUACAAGCAGUCGCUUGAUCGGUCAUUGAGUGCAUUUAGCACAUUCGGUAUCACCUUCUCUUGUCUGUCUAUCCUCUCAGGUCUCACACCACUCUAUGGCGAUGCUCUGCAAUCAGGAGGACCCGUUACAGUCAUUUGGGGAUGGUUGGUGGUCAGUAUGUUCACAUUACUGGUUGGCUUAUCAUUGGCCGAGAUCUGCUCUGCAUAUCCAACAACAGGUGGACUAUACUUUUGGACGAUCAAGAUUCUGGAAGGUCGAGUAAUCAAUGGUGUGAAGGUCGGUAGUCCCGAUUGGGUGCCCCUGGCAUCUUGGAUCGUUGGAUAUACCAAUUGGUUAGGAUUGGUGGCAAUUGCUAGUACAGACUUAGCCAUGGCUCAGUUCUUGGCCUCAAUGAUCUCAAUGACAUCGGGGUACGAUGCCAAUACCUAUGUGAUUUUUGCUAUCUAUGUCGGUAUCAUCAUCCUUCACGGUAUUGUCAAUUCUUCGGCAGUUCGAUUGAAUGGUCUUUUUAACAUUGUCUCCGUCUGGUGGCAUGUGUUUGGCACAAUGUUGAUUGUGGUUGUCUUGUUGGUGACGACGAGUGAGAAACAAUCUGCAGAGUUUGUGUUUACAUCAUGGCAAAACAACACGGGUUGGUCCUCUGGAUUUUACGUCUUCAUGUUGGGUCUGUUACAGUCUCAAUAUACACUCUCAGGAUACGAUAGCGCGGCUCAUAUGAGUGAAGAGACCAAGAAUGCUCAACAAGGUGGGCCUUGGGGAAUCAUUCGUGCUAUUUUGACGGCUUCUGCUGUCGGAUGGUUCUUUUUAGUUGGCGUCACUUUCUGUAUCACUAGCUUUGAGAACCAAAUCGUGAAUCCAGCUGUGGGCGUCGCGCUGAGCCAAAUCUUCUUGGACUCUGCGGGGAAAACUUGGGCCAUUGUCCUAAUUUUGGUCAUUUUAGGCGCUCAAUUCUUUUGUGGAUCUGCUCUCACGCUUUCGUCCUCUCGAAUGGUCUAUGCAUUUGCACGCGAUGGGGCUUUACCGUUGUCUGAAUACUUGCAUCGACUCAAUAAGGAGAAAAGUCCUGUGGCAGCUGUUUGGUUCAACAUUCUCUUCUGUUUUGUGUUGGGUCUGCCCUAUAUCUGGUCUGAGACUGCGUAUUCGGCUAUUGUCUCAGUCAACACAAUCGCUUCCUCGAUUUCAUACCUGAUCCCUAUCCUCUGUCGUAUCGUCUUGGCCAGGCACACGUUUGUACCUGGACCAUUUAACCUGGGGAAGUUCUCAGUCCCUGUUGGAAUUGUGUCAACGUUGUGGAUUGUGAUUACUUCUGUAUUGUUCUUGUGCCCGACACUUGCUCCUGUCACGGCUGAAAACAUGAACUAUGCAGCCGUACCCUUUGUACUCGUCAUCGGCCUCUGUGCACUGUACUAUGCUCUCUGGGGCAGGAAAUGGUUCAAACCUGGAGGAACUCGCUUUCAGGAGGAUAAUUCGGAUUUGGAGGAGGCCCAGGCAGUACCGCAUACUUCGCAGAUGCAGGAAGUAGAUGAAAAAUCAAUAACAGCCUCACAAGAAGAGUAUGUGGGCCAUCCGGCGGAUGAAUAUCGUUAGAAACAACGAUGUCCAAUGCACAUGAUCUAUAGAUGUAGCAUCGUAAUAAAAUGAAGCCUGGAUGCAAGUGAUCAACGUUGUUCUUGCUCGAUAAUAUCCAUUUACUAAUGGAUUGUUGCUAAUUAAGCAAGACUGUCAGGUG
Lobosporangium transversale is the source of this 1844-nucleotide messenger RNA. RefSeq names its product amino acid transporter. Gene Ontology annotation, biological process: transmembrane transport; amino acid transport. The transcript has 5 exons. The record is from RefSeq and is a predicted model, not a curated record. Gene Ontology annotation, molecular function: transmembrane transporter activity. Gene Ontology annotation, cellular component: membrane. Bases 47 to 1702 code for a protein of 551 amino acids. Lineage: Eukaryota; Fungi; Mortierellomycota; Mortierellomycetes; Mortierellales; Mortierellaceae.